Messenger RNA from Paramecium primaurelia, 348 nucleotides. Lineage: Eukaryota; Ciliophora; Oligohymenophorea; Peniculida; Parameciidae. The record is from the annotation of a GenBank genome assembly.
AUGUCUAAUUAGAAAACACCUAAAUCCCACAACUCUUCCAUCAUCUAUACACCAAUACCAUUAAGACUUUAAUAUAGUGCAUCUCGUUCUAGUAAAUAAGGUUCAAAUUCUAACAUUCUUUGGGAUAGCACUUCAAAAGAGUCAUUUUUAUUAGCUCAUUCGUAAAGUCCGUAAAAAGUUUUGUAUCUAAUCAUUACUUAUACUAAUAGACUUUAAACAUUUGAAUCCUUAUAUCAUGAAAGGCCUCAUAAUCCAAUGACAAGAGAUGAAAAAUUUAAGGAACUUGAAAAUCUUAUCUCAUCUUUUGAUUCUGAAGCCUUUAUUCAAGAAGUUGAACUAUUUGAUUGA